AUGGAGUCUGCUGUCGCUGUGCAACAGCAUCCGUAUCGGCACCGAAAGAAGUUUGUCCUCUGUUUCGAUGGAACGGGCAACAAGUUCUCUGGUACCGAUGCCGACUCGAACAUCCUCAAGAUCUACCGUAUGCUCGAUCGUAACGGAGACGACCAGUUUCAUUACUAUCAACCCGGCAUUGGCACGUAUGUUGUCGCGAACUCGACGGAAGCUGGUUCACACACGGGCCGUAUCGAUAGGAUCAAGUCCUGGUAUCAAAAAGCGAAGGACAGCGCCGUGGGCACGUCUUUCGAUGCCCACGUCAUGGGGGGCUACAAGUUCUUGAUGCGGUACUACCGCCCGGGAGAUGACAUCUACUUCUUUGGCUUUUCAAGAGGUGCGUAUACGGCGCGCUUUUUAGCAGAAAUGUUAGAUCAUGUUGGCCUGCUUUCCGCUGGCAAUGAAGAGAUGUGCCACUUUGCAUGGAAGACAUUCCAGCGCUGGCAAUGCCGACAAGGAAACAAUUCCGAGGAGAAACAGCAGAAGAAAUAUCUACUGGAAUUUAUGUGCGCUUUCCGCGAGACUUUCAGUCGUCCGGUCAAACCCAUUCGGUUUCUGGGGCUCUUCGACACUGUGAACAGCGUGCCUAGGUUCGAAAACGCAUGGAUGCAGAGGAGCAAGUUCCCGUAUACCGCGCGGAGCUCAGCAAGGGUGAUUCGCCAUGCCGUCUCGAUCGAUGAACGACGAGCCAAGUUCAGGCAGGACUUGAUAUCGCAAGAGAAGCCGAACAGGGCACAUCACUACAAACGUCGGCAUAAGCACUCGCAUCCCCAUAAUGCAUUGGAAGGCGCGGUUCGCCAGAGUGGCAAUCAGGAGCCAUCUAGAGGCCGUAAGCCCUCGGUGCCGAAUGGUCGUCGCGAUACGCUGGCAGUACCCGAGCGAUAUCGCAAUCACUCAGAGACAUCAGGAGUGCGCAAUCUCAGUCCCAGCUACUCUGUGUCAGACCGGACAGGGGCCAACUCCCCCGCUUCUUCGAUUUCCGAUAUGUCUAUGGACGCCAUUCAGCAUUAUGAGGGUCCGGACUCUGAGGAUGAGGGUGAACAGGAUAUUCAAGAAGUAUGGUUUGCGGGAUGUCAUGCAGACAUUGGAGGAGGUUGGCCAUUACAUCCUGGUGAGGAUGCUGCUUUGAGCCACGUACCCCUCGUGUGGAUGGUUCGUGAGGCACAGAAGACUGGUUUGCAGUUCGAUGAAACUAAGCUCCGCGCCUUGCACUGCACGCACGAAGAAGCGGUGUUGGCUGAGCCCCUAGAGCCACGCCGCCAUACCAUGAAUCUUGUUCCAACGAUCGAAAUCGAUCCUGCGUCUCCCGCGCCCGUGACUGACCACGAGAACUCGCCGCUCGAACACCGGGAUGAAGAAGGGAAGAGAGGUAUUAGCAGGGACUCAAGUCCUUCUCUUAGCGACCUGCACCACCACCACCGCCAUACGAAAUUCUUCAGGCAUCUCCAUUCCGCAUCAACCCGCGGCAAGAUUCACGAUGUCCUGCAAUUCAACAAUGGAGCUUCCCGCCUCAGCGUCGUCUCCUGGAACAUGAUGGAAUACCUGCCCUUCCGGCGCAUGGACCUCCAAGAAGACGGGUCAUGGAAAGCGAUCGUCUGGCCUCUACCCAAGGGCGAAGUGCGCGACAUCCCCGACAAUGCUAUCAUCCACUGCAGCGUUAUCAAGCGGAUGGAAGUAGACCCGAACUACCGGCCCGGAAAUCUUAUAGUGGGUGGGGGAGGACGAGGAGUCCGGAGAGCACCGGCGGAGAUGGGGAUGGGGAAAUGGAAAGUGUUCCAUGAGGAAGGACAUCCGGUAGGAGAAUGCUACGUCAGGAGGGAGAAGCCGGAAAGUAGGAAGACGGAAGAGGUUGCUAGGUCGUUUGCUACGACGCCUAACGGGCCGCAGGGUAUGUUUCUUUCGGGGCGUUAGAAGUAUCGUAUCGUGAUUGCAGAUGCGAGCUGAGAGGCAUGGGGUGGAGCGCGGCAGGAGCGUUGGAAUUAUGCACGUGGGAGAUUAGCUUGUAGUUUCAAUUCACUCCCUCCUAUCCUCAUAGCUUCCCAUGGCAUACGUACCGCUGUUUGAACAAUGCCCCUCAAUAUGCCAAAUUAGGCAAUUUUCAGUCGCCGUCGAUCAUAGUAAAACUAUUCCGACUUUAAAAUCUUUUCCAUAGGAAAACCAUUGCGGCCUCACAACGGUGUCGCUCGCGAAACCGUUGCGCAACCGUUUCGACAACGGAAACCAUUACACAUCCAAACGCACACCCAUUAAAACGGAUCCUAUCUAGAAAGCAAUUUCAUCGCAAAAUAAAUGUUGACCUUAAAAAU
This is a messenger RNA of Trematosphaeria pertusa, 2345 nucleotides long. RefSeq lists its product as uncharacterized. Bases 1 to 1950 code for a protein of 649 amino acids. The transcript is spliced from 5 exons. NCBI's taxonomy places the organism in Eukaryota, Fungi, Ascomycota, Dothideomycetes, Pleosporales, Trematosphaeriaceae. The record is from RefSeq and is a predicted model, not a curated record.